Molecule: messenger RNA, 3798 nt
Organism: Aureobasidium uvarum
Lineage: Eukaryota; Fungi; Ascomycota; Dothideomycetes; Dothideales; Saccotheciaceae
Source: the annotation of a GenBank genome assembly
AUGCAACGAAUUUCAAUGUGUCCCGAAACACGCGACGAGUUCGAAGUCGCCAUCAUCUGUGCUCUGCCUCUGGAAGCUGCCGCUGUCCUCGGUCUGUUCGACCAACGUUACGACCGAUACGGCCAUGACAGAUAUGGCAAGGAAGAGGGGGAUAAAAAUGCCUACACGACCGGCCGAAUCGGCCCACACAACAUCGUCCUAGCUCAUAUGCCUGGCAUGGGCAUAUCUAGCGCAGUCAGGGUCGCUUCCAAUCUCCAGCUGAGCUUCAAGAAGGUCAGACUCGCCCUGAUUGUCGGUGUAUGUGGUGGUGUACCUCUCGAGCGACCAAUCAUCCUUGGAGAUGUCAUCAUCAGCAAUUCAGUCGUCGAGUUUUACUUUGGCAGACAGUACCCCGACAGCAUCGAANAAAAGAGUGGCGUUAAAGACACUCUCGGUAGAUCAAACACGGAAAUUAGAGGCCUUCUCAGCAAGUUGGAGAUACCGCUUAUCCGCAAGGAACUGGAAGAAACAGUACUACAGAAUCUUGCGAGCUUGCAAAAGAAGGAGUACACAGCGAGCUAUCCUGGUGUUGAGCAUGAUAGACUGUUCGCAGCCUCAUACAGACAUGUACAUCGCAAAGAUGGCUCCCCAAAGGAUUGCCUCUGUGUUUCGCCUAGCUCAAGUUUCGAAUCUUCAUGCAAUAAAGCAAAGGAGUCGGAUUGCGAGGUUCUCGGGUGUAGUGUCGAUGCUCUGGAAAGCCCAUCUCGACGCAUGCGCUUCGCCUCAGGAGUUCCCACGCCUCAGGUGCACCUAGGCACUGUAGGCUCUGCAAGCAUUGUCAUGAAGUCAGCCGAACAUCGUGACGCCAUCGCGAUCAAGGACAACAUAAUCGCUUUCGAGAUGGAGGGUGCCGGUGUCUGGGAUGACCUGCCCUGUAUUAUCAUCAAGAGUGUUUGCGACUAUGCUGACAGUCACAAGAACAAGAGAUGGCAAGACUAUGCAGCGGCAACGGCAGCCUCGGCCGCGAAGGCAUUUCUUGACUACUGGACCCCUGGACGACACAAUGUAGACUCAGUAGAAGGCUCCUGUAGGAAAAGGCCACUCUCUAUAAGCGAUGAAGACAACUCGAACGCGUCAAAUGGAGCUAGUCAGCGGUCAUUUUCGGAAAGGCGGAACCUGACAACCAUCUUGCACAACGCAGAUGGAACGCACUCGGCUUCACUGUCCAAUACGGUACUGGCAGGAUGCGAGACACGGAAAGUUCGGCUAGACGCUUUGAACUUUGAGCAGCUUGAUGCACGUCACGCUACCAUUAAGACUGCUCAUGCUGCCACGUGCGAGUGGUUGUUGAGCAAAUCGGAGUAUCUGGACUGGCAAGACGAGGGAAAGCUUNUUGCGCAUCAUGGUUUCUUGUGGAUCAAAGGAAAGCCCGGUGCAGGUAAAUCGACCCUCAUCAAGUUUGCAUACACGAAUGCGAGAAGGCAUGCCAGAGGCUCAACAGCUAUUUCCUACUUCUUCAAUGCUAGAGGCGACCGUCUGGAAAAGUCCACUCAUGGAAUGUAUCGCUCUCUCCUGUUCCAAUUGCUCAAUAAUAUCCCUCGGCUCCAGACUGUUCUUGACACAAAAGAAGCAGCGAGCUUACAAAGCACUCCGUCAGACUCAUGGACGAUCGAAACUCUACAAUCGCUCUUUCGUCAAGCUAUCGAAGUGCUGGGGAACCAGCAGCUAAUUUGUUUUGUCGAUGCGCUCGACGAAUGCGAGAACAACGAGGACCAGAUACGGGAGAUGGUUCGCUUCUUCGAGGCUCUGGGCGAGUGCGCAGUCGAGAACAACAUCCGAGUCCUUGUAUGCUUUUCCAGUCGACACUAUCCGCACAUCACGAUCGACAAGAGUGUCGAGCUAGUUCUCGAAAUCCAGCAGGGUCACUCGGAAGACAUUACGAGAUAUCUAAACUCGAAACUCAAGGUUGGACGUAGUAAACGUGCCGACCAAAUCAAGUUUGAAGUACUUGAGAAUGCGCAGGGCAUUUUUCUGUGGGUAUUACUUGUUGUACCGAUGCUCCAGAGAGCGUACGAUCACGGUCAAGUACAUGCUCUUAGUGAGUGUCUCAAGGGCAUCCCGAAAGGACUUGACGAACUGUUCGACGAUAUUCUGAGAAGGGACACCGAGAGUAUGGAGAACCUAGAACUCUGCUUGAAAUGGAUUCUUUACGCAGCUCGACCACUGAGCCCCCAAGAACUCUACUUUGCGAUGGCAUCCGCACCGGGUUCAAAGCCAGUGACAGCGUGGGAUUGCGAGGAUAUCACGCUGGCCGACAUGAACAGAUUCAUCCUGAGCUCAUCAAAGGGCCUUGCUGAACCAACGAGGAGUUUCAAUCCAACCAUACAAUUCAUCCACGAAUCUGUGAGAGACUUUCUCCUGAAAGAGAUUGGUCCAGCGCUUCAAGCAGGCAUGGGUUUCACCUCAGCAGGUCUUAUACAUGAUCUCCUCAAGCAAUCCUGUCUGCGCUACUUUGUUAGUGUCGCAGUGGACCAAUUCAGCACAGACUUGCUUGGUGAUCAUGAAACCUUGUUUCCUUUCCUAAAAUACUCGAUCGGUCAUGUCUUGGAGCAUGCUGAGCUUGCAGCUAGUCAUGGAGAACAACAGGAGACAUUCUUGGGGCAUUUCCCAUUUGGAUCAUGGACCUUCCAGCGAAAUUUGAAGAACCAGUACGGGGUUUGUCCCUAUGGCACUGUGCCGAGCUUGCUUUAUAUUCUCAUAGAGCAAAAUCUCUUGCGUCUCUCUCGGAUCGAGGUGUCUCGAAGUCAAUCAAUCAAUACCAAGGGUGGACAAUACGACUACCCCAUCAUAGCAGCCGCAGUCGUAGGCAACAAACAGAUCCUGGAAUUACUUCUGGACAAUGGCGCCAAUCCUAAUCAGGGUGGUAGAAUGUACGAACAUGUCCUCUAUGCGGCUAUACACAACUCAAACGCACUCGCUGUCAAGGUUCUACUGAAGUACGGUGCCAUUCCCGAAGCUUCGAAUACUAAGCAUUUUUCAGAUAUGCUUCAGCUCACGGUGCAAAAGAGCCAGCAUUCGAUAACAGAAUUACUCCUAGAGCACUGCCGAGAUCGAGCAGCACAGAUGCCUGAAUGGGUUGACUUGCACGAUUCCGUUACAGCGGCUCUCCUACGCGGAGACCGGAAAUCGAUUGAAACAUUUCUCAGAUUUGGCGCGAUCGGUCAACAUAAUAGUUACGGAUUUGGAUACCCGUUGUUGAAAGCACUAGAAUACGGCAACGAAGCUAUUGCAUCUAUGUUGAUUGAAGCCGGUGCAGAUGUCAAUCUAAUUGUCUCUCACGGGCGUACUCCACUUCACAUUGCUUCGCUCAAUGGCUUUGAAACAGUCGUGCGGACGUCACUUGAGCAUGAAGCAGAUGUCAGUACCUCAAAUGAAAAUCGUGACAAGGCGCUCUGCGUUGCUUCGAAAGCUGGUCAUGGGACCAUUGCACACAUGCUGCUCGAGUAUGGUGCAGACGUCAAUAGAGGAGACUCCCUUUCAGCCGCUUCGCAAGCUGGCCAUGGGGCAAUCGUUCGGAUGCUGCUUGAGCACGGCGCGCAUGUCGGACUUGAAGACGCACUUUUCAACGGUUCUGCUGCUGGCCACGAAACCAUUGUACUUAUGCUGCUCAAGCACGGUGCAGAUGUCAGGAAGAGUAACUCACUCUACGCCGCUUCGAGUGCUGGCUCUGAAACCAUCGUCCGUACAUUGCUUGAGCAUGGCGCAGAUGUCAACCAGGGAAAUCCACUGUACGCUGCUGCGACCUGCCUUUGCAUUUAG